AUGAUCCAUCUUCCAGCUUUAAAGGCAAACUGUUCAACAAGACCUCUACAAAAAACAGGAAACACAAAUGAAGACAAAAUUACAAGUCACUGGCAUGAAUCAACUGAAUCAGUAGAACUUGGUCUGUUCAGUGAAACAUACAAGAAUGAAAGGAAUUUUAGCCAGAAUCCUCAACAUAUCUUAUUUUGUGAUAUAUUUACUGCAAUGGUACAAAAUAGGCUGGCCUGCAGAGAAUGGGUUGACAGAGCAUCAUCACUUCAUUUACUUCGAGUAUUAAUUUGCCUUAGGUUAUUAAUGCGUGAUCCAUUUUAUCAGGUGGUGCUACAUCAGAUAGAUGGCGUUGAAACUCUUGCACAGUAUAUGGAGACUACCUGUGAUACAUACAUUUUAUAUGGAGAAGAACAUUUAAAUGUGGACAAAUUGAUCAAUAUGACAAAUAUUUUUCAAAAACUUGCUGCAGUGAAAGAUCACAGAGAAUGGGUAAUAUCAAGUGGAGCACACAAAACACUAGUAAAGUUACUGGUAGCCAGAGAUAGUAAUGUGAUACUUGGGGCUCUGCUUGCUCUUACAAGUUUAGCUGAAAGUACUGCAUGCAGGGGGAAGAUAAGUGAGCUCAGUAUUGUAGAGGUUUUGAUGAUGAUUCUGCAUGAAUAUGAUCUACUUUCUAAAAGGCUUGCAGCAGAGCUCCUUCGCCUUCUUUGUUCAGAGUCUGAUGUAAGAGAGCAGGUAAAGAUUUAUGAUGGGGUACCCACUCUUCUAAGUUUACUUCAUUCUGAUCAUCUAAAAUUACUUUGGAGUGUUGUCUGGAUUUUGGUUCAAAUUUGCGAAGACCCUGAAGUAAGUGUGGAAAUUCGAAUAUGGGGAGGAAUCAAACUACUUCUUCAUACUUUGAAAGGAGAACGAAAUCUAGUUUCUGAUCGAUCCUCCAUUGGGAGCUUGUCAAGUGCAAAUGCUGCAGGUCGGUUACAGAAUUUUUAUUAUUCUGAAGAUCUGAGCCCAAGGGAAAAACAAGAAAAUCUGCUAUCACUACAAGCAGCUUCCUGCACAGCACUUACUGAACUUAUGCUCAAUGAUACGAAUGCUCAUCAAGUGGUACAGGAAAAUGGUGUUUACACCAUAGGAACAUUGUUGUUACCAAAUAAACAAAAUGACUGCAUUAAAAGCAAAGUUACAUUGUUACAGUGUUACGCUUUCAGAGCCCUGCGAUUUCUUUUUAGCAUGGAAAGAAACAGAGAUCUUUUUAAAAGGUUUUUUCCACCAGAUCUGUUUGAAAUGUUCAUUGAUAUUGGACAUUAUGUUCGGGAUAUCAGUGCCUAUGAAAAAUUAGUUUCUAAAUUAAAUUCGCUACAAGAAGUAGAACUGAAGCAAAUAGCUGAUAAUAUUGAAAGCAUCAAUCAAAAUAAAACACCUACAAAAUUUAUUGGAAACUAUGCGAUUUUAGAUCAUGUGGGCAGUGGGGCAUUUGGAAGUGUAUAUAAGGUCAGAAAACGCAAUGGACAAUACCUGUUUGCAAUGAAAGAGAUUAAUUUACACAAUCCAGCAUUUGGUAAAGAUAAAAGGGAUCGAGAAAAUAGUGCAGAAAAUAUAGUCUCAGAAUUGACAAUUAUCAAAGAACAGCUUUGCCAUCCGAAUAUUGUGCGAUAUUAUAGAACCUUUUUAGAAAAUGACAACCUAUAUAUUGUUAUGGAACUUAUUGAAGGAGCACCUCUUAGUGAGCACUUCAAAUCUCUAAAAGAGAAGAAACAACAGUUCACAGAAGAACAAAUAUGGAAUAUUUUUAUACAGUUGUGUUUAGCACUGAGAUAUUUGCACAAAGAAAAAAAUAUUGUCCACAGAGACUUGUCGCCUAACAAUAUCAUGUUGGGAGAAAAAGAUAAAGUAACAGUGACUGACUUUGGACUUGCUAAGCAGAAACAAGAAAACAGCAAGCUUACAUCAAUCGUGGGAACAAUUCUUUACUCUUGCCCUGAAGUUGUCAAAAGUGAACCAUAUGGUGAAAAGGCUGAUGUGUGGGCUGCAGGAUGUAUCCUCUAUCAGAUGGCAACUCUGAAUCCACCAUUCCAUAGCACAAAUAUGCUCUCCUUAGCUACCAAGAUUGUAGAGGCUGAAUAUACACCACUGCCAGAUGGAAUUUAUUCAAAGAAAGUUACAAGCACUAUUAAAAGGUGUUUGACGUCAGAUGCAGAGCUUCGUCCUGAUAUUGUAGAAGUGUGUUCAAUAAUAUCAGAUGUCAUGAUGAAAUAUAUGGAUGGAUUAUCCUCUUGUCACCUUGCUAUUGAAAAGAAACUGGAACGUGAAAGAAAGCGUGCUCAAUUUUUUUUUUUAGCAGCUAAUAAAAAUGCUAUAACUUAUCGUCCUCAGCUACCCGUGCCGCCUUAUGAUCGAUAUGAAAAUUCAAGUUUGAGCAAUAGCAGUGGCAACAGUGAUGAAACAAGCUACACAUGUUUUUUAGAGGACCCAAUGCUGCAGUGGGGCAAUUAUGAAAAGAAAUCAGAUAUAAUUUUUCCAGAUGACAGCAUUGAAAAAGAUGUCUUUUCUCAACUCCAUGAUGAACUUGACCUAUCUGAUGUUUCUAGUCAUUCUAGUUCAAGUUUGAAAGGAGGCAAUACUGGUACUUUAAAAAAAAGUAUGAGUUCUUUUGCAGAGGAAAUACAACAUCAAACAAGAGAUCGUGCCGGAAGCAUGGGCUCCAAACCAAGGCCAGCUUUGCUGCCUUUGAAUCUUCUAAAAGCGCCUUUACUGGUAUUCAGGGCUCAAAAUAUGAAGCUAGCAACCUCAUUAGGGACAAGAUGGCACACCCACAGUCUUUCUGCUGUGGUUCUUCAUAGUCUGAAAGAAUCUGGGGAUAUAUCUUCUGCAGGCAUCUCUGUUUCACAAAGGAAAGUUCGUCAGAUCAGUGACCCAAUUCAGCAAAUUUUGCUUCAGCUACAUAAAAUUAUCUAUAUCACCCAGCUUCCUCCAACUUCACAGGAAAAUUUGAAAAGACGAAUUAUUGAAAAAUUCAAGAAAUCUUUGUUCAGUCUCCAAAGUAACCCUUGCAACUUGAAAGCAGAAAUUACAAAGGUUCUGCAGGGGUCACCCGAGCUCGUAGAACCUAACUUAUUUACUGCUGAUUGCCAUGUUCUGCUUCAGUCUUUGGGAGGAAAAUCAUUAAUUACUGAAAACAGAGCAGGCAAUCCUUCUGGUUUUGAGUUUGAGGAAGGAAUUACUUAUGAACAAAUACAGACCAUGAUAGAAGAAGUUCUUGAAGACAGCGGCUAUUACAAUUUGUCUUCAAACAGAUAUUACUCCCUCACAUGUGAAAGCAAGAACCUACAUACACUAAAAAGAUAAUAGCAUUUUGCGAAAGAUAGUGGUUCUAUUUUAAAUCUGCAAUGCAAUUGACA
Bombina bombina (fire-bellied toad) is the source of this 3386-nucleotide messenger RNA. It is a transcript of the gene NEK10, whose product is annotated as NIMA related kinase 10. Gene Ontology annotation, biological process: protein phosphorylation. Gene Ontology annotation, molecular function: ATP binding; protein binding; protein kinase activity. The record is from RefSeq and is a predicted model, not a curated record. The coding region runs from base 1 to 3333 and encodes 1110 amino acids. The transcript is spliced from 35 exons. Lineage: Eukaryota; Metazoa; Chordata; Amphibia; Anura; Bombinatoridae.